AACAGCUGAGCGCACACACACACACACAUACACACAGCUGAGCGCUCGAGUGUGUGUUCACUGGCGUCCACUCACGCACACGCGCGCGCGCCUUUGUCUGUCCACGCGCGCUGUGUGACAAUAACACGACAGCACAAUGACACGAUUCACUUAUGCUGAAUAUAUCUCCUUAUUUCGAACAAACGGCACCAAACGAAACUCGUCGCCGCAGAAAAGCUCAUCAUGUGGACGCGCAGCUGACCGAGACAUCGAGCCGUCAGAAGUGAUCUCUGCGGUGAGGAGAGGUGAUGUGCAGCGUGUGAGUGAACUGGCGUCGGCGAGUGACGCAGAUGACUGGACAGCUCUGCAUGAAGCCGCUCUCUGCGGGCAGACGCUCUGUGUUCAAGCGCUGCUGAAAGCUCGUGGUGUGUGUGUGGACAAACGCACGCUUCAGGAACAGACGGCUCUGAUGCUCGCGGUUCAAGGACGACACCUGGACUGUGUGAGGAUUCUUCUGGAAGCAGGUGCCGACCCGGAUAUCUGCAACAAAAACAAAGAGACGCCUCUUUAUAAAGCGUGUGAGCAGGAGAGCAUCGGCGCGGUGAAGCUGCUGCUGGCGUCCGGAGCGGCAGUGAAUCAGCGCUGUCACCGCGGCUGGACCGCACUGCAUGAAGCCGCGAGACGGGACAACGUCCUGCUCUGCCAGAUGCUCCUGAAGGCCAGAGCCGCCAUAGACGCCCGUAACGCUGAUGACGUCACACCCACAAUAGAAGCCGCACGACACGGAAGGACGGAAGCACUUGCUUACCUGAUCCAGAACGGUGCUGGCGUGAACCUCCAGACGUGUGAUGGAAACACGGCUCUAACCGAAGCCUGCAGACACGGUCACAGAGAAACCGUGAAGCUUCUGCUCCAACAUCACGCCGACGCCAACAAAGCCUCUAACGCCGGCCUUCUGCCACUGCACAUCGCCAGCCAGCAUGGACACGAGGAGAUUGUUUCCCUAUUGCUGCCGAUCAGCAGCCGGAUGCGGUUACGGCAGAGCGGCAUCUCACCGCUCCAUCUGGCCGCGGAGCACAACCAUCAGAACAUCAUGCGUCUGCUGAUCGAGGCCGGGUGUGACGUCAACAGCAGACUCUCGCAGCAGCGCUCGUCCGCGUUCCAGGACCGCCGCGUCACGGCUCUGUACUGCGCCGUUGCUGCCAGGAACGCGCAGGCGGUUGAGGUCCUGCUGAAUGCCGGAGCCGAUCCCAACAUAGACCCGUUCGCCCCGCUGCUGUUGGCGGCGCAUCAGGGCUGUGUGAAGAGCGUGGCGCUGCUGCUGGAGCACGGAGCCCGUGUGGACGCUCGCCCGCCGGGCCUGAUCGUCAGCUUCCCCGCGGUGCUGAUGUACACACAUCACCUGGACAUCCUGCGGUGUCUGCUGGACCACGGCUGUGACGCUCAGACCUGCUUCACAUGCCACAGACAUCAGUGUGAAGAGGACACACACUUCAACACGAGCCUUGCCAAACCAGAUUUACAGUUCUGCGACUGGAUCUCGUCCUCCUGCUGGAGACAUUCAGCCGCUCGCAUCAUUGAUCUGCUGCUGGACCGUGUGGGAAACGUUCAGCUGUGCAGCAGAAUCACGGAGCUCCUCCGGGACACACCGGAGUGGCCGAGCAUCAAGGAGAAAACAUCGUCUCCUCGGUCCCUGAUGCACCUGUGCCGGCUGAAGGUGCGAGAGCAGCUGGGGACGCGGAGACCACGGUCUGUGGACUCACUGCCGCUGCCGGGGCCGAUGCUGCGAUACCUGAGCUCCAGAACCGGCUCCGACCACAACACAACACCUCACCUGUGCUCUCAUGGACACACACUGCUUUCUGCCAAUCAUUAAUGCUGAAAUAAGAUUUCUGCUGGGUAUUUAAAGGGUUAGUUCAUCCCAAAAUUAAAUUUCAGUCAACAAUUACUCACCCUCAUGUCGUUCCACACCCGUAAGACCUUCAUUAAUCUUCAGAACACAAAUUAAGAUAUUUUUGAUGAAA
Megalobrama amblycephala (Wuchang bream) is the source of this 2003-nucleotide messenger RNA. RefSeq names its product ankyrin repeat and SOCS box containing 2b (gene asb2b). The record is from RefSeq and is a predicted model, not a curated record. Bases 137 to 1855 code for a protein of 572 amino acids. Gene Ontology annotation, biological process: intracellular signal transduction. The transcript is spliced from 8 exons. Lineage: Eukaryota; Metazoa; Chordata; Actinopteri; Cypriniformes; Xenocyprididae. Gene Ontology annotation, molecular function: protein binding.